Molecule: messenger RNA, 1433 nt
Organism: Dendrobium catenatum
Lineage: Eukaryota; Viridiplantae; Streptophyta; Magnoliopsida; Asparagales; Orchidaceae
Product: 8-amino-7-oxononanoate synthase
Exons: 8
Coding region: 44-1147 (367 amino acids)
Biological process (GO): biosynthetic process
Molecular function (GO): pyridoxal phosphate binding
Source: RefSeq, a predicted model, not a curated record
UUACGAACGGCGGAAAUAAUGCCUAAUCUUGAGGGACCAAAAUAUGAACCAUUUUCAGACUGUUGACGUGGCACCAGAAUACGGCGAAGCACGAGGCAGAAAUGAAGGACAUUACCCAGUUUUUCGCUUCCCCGCCUCGACGUCUCCGGCUUCCUCGCUCUCUCGACCUUCAAUGGAGAACUGGGAUAGCUGGAUCAGCGCGGCGCUCUCUACUCUCUCCGCGAGGAAUCUCCUACGCUCCACCCGACCAAUAAACCUUCCGUGCUCCGACGACGUCUCGGUCGAGAUUGAGACAUUCGACGGUCCACGCCACUGGGACCGGGCUUCGGUGGAAGUCGAGCUGGAGGAGGAAACUUUCCGGCAAUGGCUCGGCGAUCUCCCUUUACCCUCCGGAGGCAACGACAGGGAGGUGGAUGAAAAGCUUGCUGGGAAGAUGCUUCUCUUCUCGGGAAACGAUUACCUAGGGUUAAGCACUCACCCGGCGGUUCGAACGGCAGCAGCUAUGGCAUCCAAACAGCAUGGAAUGGGUCCGAGGGGAUCCGCCUUGAUUUGCGGAUAUACAAAUUACCACUGCCGGCUGGAAGCUUCAUUGGCGGAAUUGAAGAACAAGGAGCCCACUUGGCAAGUUUCUACUCCAUCCCAGUCAAAAGAACAAGCAUUAGUUCUUGCUGCAGUCCAAAAUCGAGAGAAUAAGCCAACAACUGAAGACUACACUAAGUGGAAACAGCUUAUACAAUCAAGGGGUCGUUCGUUCAUAUUUUCUACUUCUUUUCCAGUUCCCAUUGCUGCUGCUUCCCAUGCUGCUCUUUUUGUGGCCAAAGUGGAGAAAUGGCGCAGGCGAGCCAUUUGGCAUAGAGUGCAUGACUUCCGUUUCUUAAGUGGACUUCCUGUCACCAGUCCCAUAAUAUCUAUCAUUGUUGGAAGUGAAGAAUCAGCUCUGCUGGCGAGCAGGCAUAUGUUGUUAUCAGGUUUCCAUAUUACCGCCAUCAGGCCUCCAACAGUUCCUCCCAAUUCAUGCAGAUUGCGGAUUACACUCAGCGCUGCACAUACAUUUGAUGAUAUCAGAAAGCUCGUAGCUGCAUUGUCUCAAUGUAUUAAGUUGCCCAUUGUUGGAGGGGAUAUUGGCCAGUCGACUUCAAAGCUCUAGAUUUGAUCAUCCUGAACAUUUUCACCAUCUAUCUCGAUUGCAUAUCUGAAGAUUGGUUAGAUUUUUUUUUUCUAUCUGAAUUAUUACAAUUUUGACUUAAGGAUUACUAUUUAAUCGGCCAAUCUGCUUGCGAACAAAGAGCAGUAGAUUUAAUUUUUAUGUUCCAGUUUUAUCGGAUGUCACCGAAGAGACUUACUUAUUUUUAAUGUCGGAUGAGCUUAUUAUAGAGCUCAUACUGUGUUCUUUCAUGCUUAGUUCUAUGGGCAAAUUUUAUUUUUGGUCCUCA